CGAAAUUGAUAAUGUGAUGACAGCCGAGUCUUCCUAUGAGCAAUGGAAAGACAGUGAUGAUGAUGACGAUGGAACUGCAGCAGCAGCAGAGCUGACUGAGAUAACCAUGAAUUCAUCUGAACCUGAAGCUGAAUCAGAGGGAAAUUUGAUAGAGUUAGAUGGGAAUCAGGAAGAUGCGAACGAAUUGGCUAACAUUUCGAAUGUGUCUGACCUGAGAGUUGUCUCUGCGCGAGAACGGCUGCUCACCUAUGAGCAAAACCAAUUAUUGAGCCAGUUUAGUUUAUAG
This is a messenger RNA of Lodderomyces margitis, 286 nucleotides long. RefSeq lists its product as uncharacterized. The annotation marks the transcript as partial. Lineage: Eukaryota; Fungi; Ascomycota; Pichiomycetes; Serinales; Debaryomycetaceae. The transcript has a single exon. The record is from RefSeq and is a predicted model, not a curated record.